AGGCGCGCGAGAUCAUGCUAACGGCAGCUAACUGACCAACUGACAACCGAAAACGGGACGUUUACGGUUUGUUAAAAAUACUGACGUGAAAUUUGCAGUUACCGUUUAAAGUUGUAGUUUUUCCUCUGUAGACUGUAUGCAGUGUCUUUGAUGGGCGUUCAGAGGUCGCUGCAACCCUGUGGAGAGAGAGAGCUGCUCUGUUGUUGACAUCCCUGACGAGCACGGAUGUUGGCGUGUCAGCAGCUGAGGUGCGUAGCUUACCAGCUAGCAUUACUUUUUCACGGAAGUUUUCUUCCUCUGGCAUGCAUUUAGACCCUUAGUUGACUCUGACCUGGCACUGAGCCGGACUUCAGUCUUUGGUUACACGGUUGCGAUGAAGCUGCAGUGCGAUGUCGAGGUGGUGAAUCGGAUGCUUCCCACGUUUGGAAUGAGGAGUCGAGGAAAGGGGACCAGAGCGGUUCUGUCCAUCGGGAAACAUUUAGACAAGACAAGUCAGCGCAGCAGCAUCUACAUGAUGAUCUGCACAGCUAAAGACAGAGCAGGAUCAAAGUAUAAGCUAAAAAACAACAUAGAGAAGUUCUUCACAUGGUUUGUGGAGGAAGGCAAGGCCACUGUGAGACUUAAGGAACCUGCUGUUGACAUUUGUUUGAGCAAGGCUGAUGCAAAUAGCUUGAAAAACUUCCUCUCAGCCGCUCGUCUGGCAGACAGAGGAAGUGACACGAGCAGCCUACCCCUCUCCACACUCACUCCUGUUCGAGCCCGGGACGUGGAGCAGCCCAAGAAGAAACUCACUAUCGUCUCCAAGAAGGACUACCCCCUCACCUCCAACUUCCCCUACUCUCUGGAGCAGCUGCAGGUCUCCUACUGCAAACUGUCACGUGUGGACAUGCGGAUGCUGUCCCUCAAAGCUCUCCGCAAGCUAGACCUCAGCAACAACCAUAUCAAGAAACUGCCUGCCACCAUCGGUGACCUCAGCUGCCUCUCUGAACUCAUCCUCCACAACAACCACCUGGAAGCCUUCAGCAAGGCCCUGUGCCUGUCCACCCUGCAACGGACCCUCCAGCUCCUGGACCUCAGCCAGAAUCGACUGCAGUCCCUCCCGACUCAGUUCUGCCAGCUCAGAGAACUAGUGAACGUCAAACUGGAUGACAAUGAGCUUGUUUGUUUGCCGUUCCACAUCGGCCGACUCUCAAAGUUGAGGUUCCUGUCGGCGGCACAUAACCAGCUCGCCGUGCUGCCCAGUGACUUCCGCAAGCUGAAUCUAGAGAACCUGGACUUAUUUGGAAACCCGUUUAUCCAGCCCAAUCCUCUGGACCACACAAUGCAGCUCACGUUCCCCCUUUCACUUCAGGAGAUGGCUUCCAGAGCUGUGUCCAACCUCAGGAUACCAUACGGACCUCACCUCAUCCCUGCCCACCUGUGUCAGGACCUCGAAGUAGCCAAAACCUGCGAAUGCGGCCGUGUCUGCAUCAAUUUCUACAUCAAGACAGCGGUCAGCAUGAACCUGCACCAAGUGUCUCACACAGUGGUCCUGGUGGACGAUAUGGGAGGCACAGAUGCACCGGUGCAGCAGCACUUCUGCUCCCUCUCCUGCUAUUCUGAAUUUUUAGACAACUCCCUCCAGAGAGGAAUCAGAUGAGCAGCAAGAAACUCUGAUUUUACUGACACAAUGUUCACUCUGUUAAACUUUGUUUUAUAAAAGUGCUACAAGCUGCCCGUUUUACACUUACAUUCAACUUUUAAUGCACUUCCCACAUAACAAGGAUGGAGUAAGAGACAAGCAUAAGUACCUUCACAACUGCUCUGCCUGCAUCUGCUGUUGAGUACUGACUGUAUGUAAGGAGAGUGGGCAGCAACACUGACACAGUGACUCAUUUGUCUUCUUUUUCUGUUCUUCCUGCCUCUAAGAGCGAAAUGCAGGUUCCCCUACUGACCUACUUCUGCUUGGCAGGGGAAUAAAGACAUUAGAUGAAUUUCCUGAACACAGUGCCUCGGGGUCCAUAAGCAUCACCUAAAGGGAGUUAUGCUAAUGACCCACAACUUUUUUUUAUAUGUAUGUGAAAAAUUAAAUAAAAUAAAAGUAUUCAUUGA
Messenger RNA from Toxotes jaculatrix (banded archerfish), 2091 nucleotides. RefSeq names its product leucine rich repeat protein 1 (gene lrr1). The transcript has 5 exons. The record is from RefSeq and is a predicted model, not a curated record. Bases 374 to 1639 code for a protein of 421 amino acids. Gene Ontology annotation, molecular function: protein binding. Lineage: Eukaryota; Metazoa; Chordata; Actinopteri; Toxotidae.